Molecule: messenger RNA, 5620 nt
Organism: Plodia interpunctella (Indianmeal moth)
Lineage: Eukaryota; Metazoa; Arthropoda; Insecta; Lepidoptera; Pyralidae
Gene: hts
Product: hu li tai shao
Exons: 24
Coding region: 382-2805 (807 amino acids)
Cellular component (GO): postsynaptic density; cytoskeleton; plasma membrane
Molecular function (GO): actin filament binding
Source: RefSeq, a predicted model, not a curated record
GUUGCGUCAGUUGACGAGAGAGACAGCGACGCUGCGGCGAAAAAACGAAACUUAUACCGACAUCGAUCUACUCGUGUAGCGUACGGAGUUUUUAUACGAACGAAAAUCUUAAUUAAACGCGUUCAUCCAUGAUGUCGGUGGUGCUAGUGCAUUAAAACAUACCUCGGAACAUUCUGUGUGUGUUAUUUUGUAUAAUGAUCCGCUGUUCACGUGCUUAGUGCUAAGUUACAUAGCUUCUAUUGAUAGUGAGAAGUGAAUUUGAGAAGAGUGAGUGAUCCAAAAAGAGUCAGCUAUUAGCCUGUCGUAGUCUACAAACGCUUGUGCAUGAUUUCAAAGCGUUCGCAGUAAGGCAGUUCAAGACGACUUUUUUAGUAAUCAACAAUGGCAGACACCGACACGGAGACACUGCCGAACGGCACCGGGCCCCUCUCGUCUGAGGAGGAGGAGCGUCUCAAGCAGAGACCAGCUGACAUCGACGCUGAUGUACGCGAGAUGGAGCGCCGCAAGCGCGUGGAGGCGCUCAUGUCUUCCAAGCUGUUCCGCGAGGAGCUGGAGCGGGUGCUGGACCAGCAGAUGCACGAGGGGAACGACGCGCCGCUGCUGCAGCGUAUCAGGGAGAUGGUCGGCGGCAGGCUGCAUACUGGCAGCUUGCGGGGUCCAAGCUGCGUGCUUCCCAUCAACGACAUCCGCGGCAUCGAGGGAGUCGGCUACGAGAAGGGAGAGAAGAUUCUGCGCUGCAAGCUAGCCGCCGUUUACCGCUUGGUGGACCUGUUCGGAUGGUCUCAAACCGGCAUCAGCGGCCAAAUAACCGCUCGCCUCAACACAGCCGUUGAGCAAGUGCUGACGACCCCCCGCGGCCUGCUGCCGCACGAGGUGACCGCGUCCUCCCUAGUGAAGGUGGACAUGCAAGGGGUUGUGCAGGACCAGGGGACCACCAACUUUCCGGUCAAUGUUGAAGGAUUCUCGCUGCACGCGUCCGUGCACGCGGCGCGGCCGGACGUGCGCUGCGUGCUGCACGUGCGGUCGCCGGGCGCGCUGGCCGUGUCCAGCACCAGGCGCGGGCUGCUGCCGCUGUGCCACGAGGCCGCGCUCUUGGGGGAGCUGGCGUACCUCAACAACGUGUCCGGCGGCGUGUUGGACAACGAGGAGCGCGACCAGCUGGUGCGGCAGGUGGGCCCGCACGCCAAGGUGCUGUUCCUCAGCAGCCAGGGCGCGCUGUGCUGCGGCGCCACGCUCGAGGAGGCCUUCCACCAGGCCAGGAACCUGACGGCCGCGUGCGAGGUGCAGCACCGGCUGGCCGCGCUGCCGCUGGACGAGCUCAUCCUCAUCGACGCGGAGACCAAGCAUAAGAUCUACGAGGCGUCCCGCAAGCCCCCGUCGGACUGCAACAAGUGGCGCGUGGGCGGGGAGGAGUUCGAGGCGCUGAUGCGGAUGUUGGACAACGCCGGCUUCCGCACCGGCUACAUCUACCGCAACCCGCUCAUCAAGAACGACGUGCCGAGGCCCAAAAACGACGUGGAGGUCCCGCCGGCGGUGUCCUCUCUCGGGUACCUGCUUGAGGAAGAAGAACUAUACAAGCAGGGACUGUGGAAGAAGGGAGGAAAAACGGGCGAGCGCACUCGCUGGCUGAACUCGCCCAAUGUGUACCAGAAGGUGGAGGUGCUGGAGACCGGCACCAGCGACCCGAAGAAGAUCACCAAGUGGGUCGACGCUAACAACGAGGAGUGGGUUCAAGAUGGCUCGCCGGCGCACUCGAGUACCCCAGUCAAGAUUGACACGCUACAAUUUGUGCCUAAGAACACCAAUCCUAAAGAAUUCAAGGCAUUACAACAGCAGAUAAAGGACAACCGUCGCGCGGACAAGAUCAGCGCCGGCCCCCAGUCCCACAUCCUGGAGGGCGUCACGUGGGACGAGGCCUCCAAACUCGUGGGCGAGGACGCCGUCAACACACACACCGGCGACCACGUGGUACUAAUGGGCGCGGCGUCCAAGGGCAUCAUCCAAAGGGGGUACCAACACAACGCUACCGUGUACAGCGCCCCCUACGCCCGCAACCCGUUCGAUCAGAUCUCGGACCGCGAACUGGACGAGUACAGGCGCACGGUCGAGAGGAAACAGCGCGGGAACGAGUAUGACACAGAUCUAUCGGAGUCUGAAGCGAUAAGUGCGGCCCAGAUUACAUCUCCCGCCAGCGCGCCUUCCGAAACCGAGGAGGAGUCGCGCGAUGAGCACCGCGUGUUGAGAAUAGAAACGAAGCAAGUUCCUAUUCGCAGCCAACCAGAGGUCGUGCUUAGCGAUGCGGACACUACCGAUUUUCUAAACGCGGAGAGGGCCCACGCCGAAAGGACCAAAGAUACGAACCGGGACCCGAACCUGUUGUCUGAUGAUGAAGCGUUCCUUCGUUCGGCACCAACCGAUGUGUCUCGAGUCACUUCUCCUAUGUCGUUGACCGUCCCGCGGUUCGGGAGAGCGUCCGACCAAGAGCAAAGUCUUCUGUCAGAUGACGAAGUAUUCGUUGAUGCGCGCCGCGCCGAUGCGAUCCGUGCGGUCGUGGUCCGCGCCCAGACCACUGCGGUGCAGCGGUCUGUCGUUAGAGGAGAGCACACUGUCAACGGCGACCACUCGGACGCGCAUCAGAGUACCUUCUCACACAGCAGCAAAGAGGGCUCCCCGUCGAAGGAGGUGUCGACAGAGGACUCUCCCAAGAAGGAUAAAAAGAAGAAGAAGGGGCUCCGGACUCCCUCCUUCUUGAAGAAGAAGAAAGAAAAGAAGAAGGAGAAGUCGAGCACGCCGCAACCUGCCUAGAGAUAAUCCCACAAUUCUACACUGCCAUCGCGCUUCAGAAAUUACAUGUAACUUUAAAAUUAAGUUUUCCAUGCUCCUGUAAUUCCAGUUAUUUUUUUAAAUACACCGCUUAUUUGGUGGGAUGUACAUAACUUGCAAAAUGUUCGCUUAACCUGAAAAAAUAUCUGCAAAGCUGUUUAAAUUUGAAAUAAAAAAGUUAUUAAAAAAAUACAUGUCUGUCAGCGAAAAAAAAAGUUAAGUACAAAUAAGUAUUUUUAUUCAAUUUCAAAUUCAUAUUUUAACUAAUUUCAGGUUAUGCACUAAUAUAUCCCAGAAUUAUUUUUCAAUUCUAUGUGGGUUUAAUUUGAAUAUAUUGUAUUGUAUUGUUAAAUUUGUGACGAAUUUUUGAAAAAUACUCAUUGAAUAUUUUAUCGAAGACGACCUAUCUUAAAAUGAUAAUGUAAAAAUAUGUUCUUGUUAGUAUCCUAUUUAAAUGUUGAAGCAUGAUCGUUUGCUGCCAUCUUGUGCAAUUUGUCAGUAAUUUUGGCCACGAAAUUAAAUAAAUCAUGCAUAGAAUUUAAAAAUAUAUGAUUAAAUAUAAUUUUAACUGCAUAUUACACGUGAAAAAACUAUCAUUGUAGAAAAAAUAUUUUAUUUGUACAAUUCUAAAAUUGUAUCGGGAAUAUAAGAUUAUUUGUGUUUAGGACUAUACAAUUGUAUUUCAAUAUACAUAUAAGCUUUCUUUUUGACUUCGAUGGAUUUUCACGCGCGACUCGCAGAUGUUUUACUACCCACCUUAACAUUCAGAUGAUUCAGUCAAUAUUGAUGUAGCAUUUUGCGUGAUUUUGCCUAAAGUAGUAUUUAAAAAAAGCAAUAUUUCUUCGUUUUUAUUAUUAUUAGUUGAAAAUUAAAAUUAUUUUACAGUAAAAAAAAAUACGUAUAUUAUAAUAACGUAAAACUGGUUUUGUAUGUUCUUUACAUACAAUAUAGGAAAAAUGCUCAGUACCUAUUUUGUUUCUUAGGAUUUUCCGUCGGGCAAAAUAUUGACGUCAGUUAGUGAUAUAUUGUGUCACCCAUAAAUAUGAAACGAUUUCCAAAAGAUAUGAAAAGACAAAAGUUUGGGGAACUCAACAUAAACGUAAGUCGGAAAAUAUUAAGUUCUCUUUAAAAACAACAUACAAAAAGAAAAGUCAAACAGGCAAAAAGAAAAGUCGUAACUGAGUGACACCGCUCACUCCCGACUAAAUUGUGUCCAUUGUAAUAUGAGCUUUAGUGCGUCCGCUGUAGACAUACUUUACAUCAUCGACAAAUUAGCGGACAGCUCGCUGUAAACCCGCUUACAGCAACAGCUAAAGUAAAAUAAGUCUAAACUAGACACAUUAAAGCUCACUUUUCAAUGAACUUUGUUUUGUCGGGUGGGAGCGGUGUCAAAUGUUUAAUUUAUUGACAACUAGUGACUUGCCAACAAAUCUUAUGAAAAUUAUGAUUUUGUUAAUUACGUUCUUCUGCUUCAGUGAUUCUUUCGUGUAAGAAACUUGUACUAGGUAUUAUAAAACAAUUGAAAUACAAAUUAUUUCGAAAAAUUAUACGGGAAGUGCAUUUUUUUUUUGUAAACUACGUAUUUUUUCAUUGUGAAAAGUAUUUCAGUAAAAUAUUUCGCACCGCUAAACGUAACCAUUAAGUUAUAUUUAGUUUUUUUUUUUAAUCGUGUACGAUUUAGCCGUCAUAAUGCCUUUUUAAACGCCUAUUUAUCUACUUAAAUAUUUAUUUUAGUAAAUGUCUCGUGUUGAUAUUGAUUUUUGAAGUACAAUCGAAUGUUGACAUUUAUUUUUGAUUUGUACUAAAAUUGUACAUUGUAAUAAUUAUUAAAAAAAAAACAUUUAUAUUAAGUACAAUAUGGCAUUGCGUCGACUGAAUAGUUUCACGAUUGAGUUUGGUGCAUACUGUAGAUUAUUUGGAGCAUGUGAUGCUUUCGUGUUUUGGGCUCGUCGAUCGUUUUACGGAACCCUACGCCAUUCGUGCUUUUAAAAAAAAAUAUGACGAAUCUAUCACACAAACGCUGUAUAAAAACCGAAAAUACAGAAAAAUAAAUAGUAAUUAAAGCAAUUUUAUACGCGAGAUCACUGCCAAUUUUUAUUAAAUCUUUUUUUGCCGAAUCGAACAAUUUUUUUUAUGCAAUGACAUUGUGUGAUUAGAUUCAAAUUAUUAAUAUAAACAAAUAUAUUAUAUAUGUUAGCACUAUCGAUUUAAUUAUAAGAUUAUAUUCGGCUAGCCUACCUGUGUAGAGUUUUAACUUAUUUUUCAUUAUCGGUAAAUAUUGGUCGCAAAAUACAACAAUUACAUUUCAGUCUCAUAUUUUGUUAUACUUAUGAAACUAUGUGAAACUUUUAAAAUAUUUACAUGUGUUUAUAUAUAGUUUUUAUUGCGACGAAUAUUUUCCGUCAGCAAAGUUGUUAGACAGGGGUGAUCUUUUUACAUUUAUUGUAAAAAAAAAAAUGUUUAUUUUUACUUAUUAUUAUUUUCAUGGAUCAAUUUGACAUUACCUAGAAUAAGGUCUAGAGUUCAUAAAAUGACAAGUUGAAUACUUUUGACGCUUGUAACAGUUUUUAUAUUAAAAUUUCUUUUUCCAUUAUAAUUAAAUUAUGAAGACUAUGUAUGUUUUACGAAAUAAAUUAUUCGUUUCUACAUAUUUUCUUUUUUUUAGUUGCCUCCGUCACAAAUGUCAGUUUUAUUUUAACACUGGCAACUCUUAGUUUUAAGUUAGCUUAUCAGAGUUUAUGUUAUGUAUCAUUGUAUUUUUUUUAUUUCUAAAUAUAUGCUAUUUGAAAGAUUAUAA